CGGAUUAAUUGCGGCUCGAGACAGAGAAGGAGACAGAGAGAGAAAGAGAGAGAAAGGGUAGGGGAAGGGAGGCGAACGAGCGAGAGAUCGCGCCGGCAGCGCGGUGGCGCGCAGCGACACUAACGGCCGCGGGUAGGUACGCCUCAGUGCAUGAUUGGCGCAGCGGUGGACGGUUCUCACGGCGAGAGGAGCGCGGAUUCGGCGGCGCGGAUUGACGACGCGCGCGAAUACAUCCCGCGACGAAGUGUUCGGCGGCACGCGUGCAGCAAGCGGAUCGAUCGUGACCGCGGGCCUGAGUGAGUCCGGAUAUCGGGAAUCUGGUUUCUGUGUGAAACGCUGCGAGAGCGCGGCGCAGACCUCGUGUCGAUUCGCGCGGCUCCGUUACGUUGACGGCGACAACGACGAGGAGGACGGUGGUGCGGGAGACUACGGGCUUGUGCUUCAUGAGUGCCCCGGACAUCGCCACACUGCUCCAAAGGGACGACGACGACUACCUGUCGCGAGGAUUUUCCUGCGCGGAUCAUCGGCUGGCGGCCCUCGCGUCGCCUUCGCAUUGACGGCGCCGUAGCCAAGAUCACGAUGACUAUGGACGUGAGCAAAUCCGAGACGAAUAAAAAUGGCUCGACGCAGCAGGAGUGCGCCGGCUGCGGCAAGACAAUUACAGAGAGGUACCUCCUCAAGGCCUUGGACCUCUACUGGCACGAGGACUGCCUCAAGUGCGGAUGCUGCGACUGUAGGUUAGGAGAGGUCGGCUCUACCCUCUACACCAAAGCUAACCUUAUCCUCUGUAAGAGGGACUACCUCAGGCUCUUCGGCAACACGGGAUGCUGCGCGGCAUGUAACAAACAAAUACCGGCGUUCGAGAUGGUCAUGAGGGCCAGGACGAAUGUCUAUCAUCUCGACUGCUUCGCCUGUCAACAGUGCACUCAUCGGUUUUGCGUGGGCGAUCGGUUUUACUUGUGCGAGAAUAAGAUUCUCUGCGAGUACGACUACGAGGAGAGGCUAGCCUUCGCUAAUAUGGCGUUACAGACGCCCGCCUCAUUAGCAUACAUUAAAAGGCAACUUCCUCCUACACCGACGCCUCCGGGCCAGAACAUGCACCCGGGACACAAUCCGCUGCAGGCUCAUCAAGGUCUGGGGCAGUCGGUGGCUCAACACAAUCACGUGCCCAACGGUCAAAUGUCGGGCGGCGCGCCGACGGUGAACGGGACGGCUAUAGGGGUCGGCGGGCCGAGAGCGCCGGGUGACAUGAACAACAACGGUCUGUCUGGGCCCGCUCUCGGGCCCGUAAAGCCGCCCCCGAUGUCGAUGCAGGCGCCGACCAGCUGAAACGAGGCUUCGCCGCCUCUGAAGAAGCUCAGGUGUCUCAGCGGUUACUAAGACCGACGGGGAGUUCUCCUCGCUCUCUGUGGAGAUAAUUGAAUAUUUCAAGCAGCGGGGAGGAGGGAAGGACGAAGGAGCGGGACGAGAGAAGUAUACGUUGCACCGCUGAGAACGCCGAAAUGGACAGAAGGGGUCGUUGAGGGGUCAAAUAGUGACGGACCGGGGGUGGGAGGCGGGAGGAUGGGGCGCGGAAUGCGCGCGUGAAGGAUCAGACGCGAAACGGAGUCCGAAUUCGGGUGCUUCGGUGGACGAAGUGACGUUCGAAAGUCGGAGAUUGGAAUCACUGUGAUCGUGGAAAAUGAACAAAUUUCAUGGCGGAUAUGUUAAUACAGUAGGACACGCGCGAGGUGCAGGCUAGAGAUCGCUCGGUACACCGUAUUUACGAACAGACACCCACGCACACAUAUACACGCGUACACCGCACACAUCGCACCCGGACACGCAGACGUCCAAGCGACGUCGUGAGAUUCCCCUCAAACAUCGUUUGGCCGUUUGCGUAUACCGUUCGGGGGCUGAUGCACACAUCUGCAUCUUGUAAGAUACGACGACACGAGACACACACACACACACACACGUAAGGAUAAAUUAGAUGAUUUAUGUAAGAUAUAUUUCUAGCGAGGGAGAGACACACGAAACACGGGAAUGAAUGUGGCUCUCAGCGAGUGCGUGCGUGCAUGUGUGAGUGGCGGAGUCACCUGUAAAUAAAUCUAUGUCGUAUUCGACUCCGCGCGUGUGAGAAAGAGAGAGAGAGAGAGAGAAAGAGGACAAGAGGAAAAGGGAAGACGAAACAAUUACCAGUAUACGCAGGCCCACCAAAAUGACUCUUUUAUCCCGCUCGUGAUACCGCCGUCGUCCAUCCGUAAGGAUGUGGAGCGCCAAUUCGGAGAAGAAAAACUGUGAGAGAAAGAAAGAAAGGAAAGGAGAGAGGGAAAAAGGAAGACGAACUUUCGGCGAGAGCGAAGAGGACACGAGGGGUUCUGUAACACGUGCCAUAAUCCUGCGAUCUCUCGUUGCUCAGCCGGCCGAAGGAACGCUGCUAGGAAGAGGGAAAGGGAAAAGUAAGACGAUAAUUAUUUUGUAUUUCGCGCGAUCGCUGGGCGAAUCGGUCAGCGCGGGUCUUCGAUUAUCUUCCAGUGCUCUCGCGCGCGCGUCUCUCUCAAAUUCAUACGCCGCUAAAGUAAUUUUUCCCUCAUCGCGCGUAGCAUUUGGAAACGGACUUGUGGCGACUUCGGUCGACAUUAAUUUUCGUGUCCCUCUAGUCUCGUGAAAUUUUUCCGUUAUGUCGCGCGGUCGUUGGUUCUCGCGUCGGCGUGCUCGGACAUGCCGUCGCGAGACAGUCGAUACCAAAGAGAUAAUUAAAGACAUUAGGUUAAGAACCCCUCGGAGCGAGCGCCGCAGAGAGAGAGAGAGAGAGAGAGAGAGAAUUUUGGACAGCCCGACGCGCGUCACGGCAAAUUAUUUUUCACAGGCAUCCACUCCGGCGAGUGCUCGCGAGGAGCAACGGCGGAUUAUCGUAUGGGUCCCUCUCCCCCCAAUCGGCCCGGAAUCGCUCUCGUUGGACAAGCGCGAAUCGGAAGAGCAGAUUUCAUCUUUCAACGUUCUACCGAAUCCGCCGAGAAACUGGCGAUAAUUCUCGCGAGUUUCUCGCGAGUUCGAGAUGCGUUCGAGAUGCAGUCGUGGACGGUCCCGCGGGUCUCGAAAUAACUCUCGAUCGAACUGGGAAUCCUCGAGUACGUUAAUCCGCCGGCGAUGAUGAAGUCGCGAGCCGGGAUGGCCGUCGGAGCGACGAAGGGGCUUAGUCACUUAGCUUUAACGCUUCAAUGCCAAAAAUACGGGCGGCGCUUAUCUAUACCAAACGCCAAACGGCACACACACACACACACACACACACACACACACACACACACACACANCACACACACACACACACACAC
This is a messenger RNA of Dinoponera quadriceps, 3317 nucleotides long. RefSeq names its product LIM domain only protein 3-like. The transcript is spliced from 5 exons. The record is from RefSeq and is a predicted model, not a curated record. Gene Ontology annotation, molecular function: DNA-binding transcription factor binding; transcription coactivator activity. Lineage: Eukaryota; Metazoa; Arthropoda; Insecta; Hymenoptera; Formicidae. Gene Ontology annotation, cellular component: nucleus. The coding region runs from base 580 to 1329 and encodes 249 amino acids. Gene Ontology annotation, biological process: positive regulation of transcription by RNA polymerase II.